GGACUAUUCUUUUCUAAACUCCACCUACCAAAAAUGGCUGAUGAAGAAAAGGAUGCCAUUUUAUGUGAAUUAUUUACAUGUCUUUCAAUGCUUGGAGAUUUAAGAAAGCAGUAUGACCAGUUAGUGAGUGAAGGUUAUAUUCAACUAUCAAAGGCAAGGUAUAACUUGGGUGUAUCAGCAGUUGGGUCUUUGCAAUAUCCAAACAAUAUGGCUCCUGUAGUGGGCUUGGAUGUAAGUGAUGAUGGCCAGUUGCAUAUAGCCCCCAUGACUGAAGAUUGUGAAAACAAUGAUGAGUUAGAUGUGAGAAAGCGUAGAGGAAGUAGUAAAAAAGAAAAGACUGAAAAUCGAUUAGGAAAAGCAGACCCUUUGUGUUGGUUCUCUGGUUUACCACCACAAUCAUUGAGAAUGUCCCAGCAACACUUCAAAAAAAGCAUCGAGAUCGCUGUUGAACUAGCAAACACACAGGCAAAGAUAAUUGAACUUCAAAGGAAACUCUCUAAUAAAGAAAUUGAAGUUAUAGCAUCAAUGUCAGAACAAUAACUGCUUUAUUGAACAUUGUCAAGCCAAUUAUUGAUGUUUAUAGAGUCACUAAUCAUA
Molecule: messenger RNA, 597 nt
Organism: Amphimedon queenslandica
Lineage: Eukaryota; Metazoa; Porifera; Demospongiae; Haplosclerida; Niphatidae
Product: coiled-coil domain-containing protein 115-like
Exons: 3
Coding region: 34-540 (168 amino acids)
Biological process (GO): vacuolar proton-transporting V-type ATPase complex assembly
Source: RefSeq, a predicted model, not a curated record